AGUGGGAUGGUGUGGUGUGGUGCUCGCCAUUCCCGGGGAGUGGAUACAUGAAGGAACCCAUUUCUAGCCUACGUUCGUCCGACUUGACUCUUGCAAGCACAGGGGUAUUGGCCCGGGUAACGACUCAGCUUUGAACAACCUCUUGCACACGCAUCGAAGCUUGGUUGCUCCUUCCUUCUUCACAACGGGCGUCGUACCUUCCUCCUCAUCAAAUGCCUCCACAGCUCAAAUCUUUGCGGGAGCUACAGGCGACACGCAUGGCAUUACUCUCGCCUCCGUAACACACCAGCGUCAUUACGCAAUGCUUUCACGAUGGACCCGUCGUACGCCUUCUUCAACUACCGGGAGGUCUUUGACCGCGAGCUGGAGCGCCUAAUCAGCGCUACGGCCAACGCCGCGUUCAUGAGGAAAACCUAUGCACUGCGGAACAAGAGACCGCACGAUGGAGACGAUCAGAUCCAUCUCAACGGCUUGCAGUAUACCACAGAGGUAGACGCUCCACCGGUCAAGAAGUCAAGCAUAACGGUGCUGUCGGACUCGGAGAAGGAGGCUCACUCUUCACUGUUGGCCUCCAACAAGAUAGAUGCUAGGGCCAUGUCAAUCUCGAGCACAGCUCCAAGGCAGAGCCUGGGAGCAAGCGCGGUGAUCGAACAGCACAUGCAUCCUUCCCGGCGGGCUAUGCUAACGCGGGGUGAUCGUGGCUUGCCCGCUCAAUCUAGUCGCACUGCAUUGGCCUGUGUUAAGCAGCAGGAAGGCCCGGUCCCUGCCUGUGGCGUCUCACUGGACACCUCUGUACCAUCACUUGACGCCACGUUGUUCAUUCCGCCUAGAGAACCCAAUUAGAAGCGCCUGCUCGGUGCUGGCCGCUCUACACCGCCCUAUGGUCAGCCGCCGCUGCACAAUGCUUCGCUGAACGCCGCCGCAACUCUUCUUACGACGUAUCCGCUCAAGCGCUUGCCGGAGAAUGUGCGAUUACAUAUCCUUGA
This is a messenger RNA of Baudoinia panamericana UAMH 10762, 986 nucleotides long. RefSeq lists its product as uncharacterized. The transcript has a single exon. NCBI's taxonomy places the organism in Eukaryota, Fungi, Ascomycota, Dothideomycetes, Mycosphaerellales, Teratosphaeriaceae. The record is from RefSeq and is a predicted model, not a curated record. Bases 313 to 843 code for a protein of 176 amino acids.